AGACCUUGUUGGUUAGACUUAGGCGAUAUUUAAUAUUGCUUUGCUCUUCAUUCUUUUAAAAACUUAGAUUAUUGCUCUCUGGUAGGGAGAUGGGGAGAUUUAGGUCCUUUUUAACAAGGGUGAUUUUACCAAUUGCCCACAGGAACCGGUAAGAGCUCAGGUAGCCUAGAGGAUUUUGUGAGAACUUUAAAACCCUUUUUAGCAUUUUUUGACAAUACAUACGUUUCGCUUUUGGUGGACAUCAGAGAAAAACUAAAAUGCCUUUUCUCCUUUUGUCUUCAUUUCUUCCCCCCUUCUGGACUGAUUUGAAUUGUUAUCAAAGCAUUGCGACCCUUCUCGACGCUCCUGCCUCCUUGCAGCUGGCUCAACUGUCAGUUAGCACUAAUGCGGAUAAACAACGCUAAUGCUGCUGGCAGCUGAUCUGCAACCUUUACGGCCAACUCCAACACACCUGCUCCCUACAUACCUACACCACCCCCUAUCUGGCUACUUCGGCCAUCAAUCUCUUUAACAACCCCUGCAUAAUGCAAAUGCCUCUGGGUCCCAAAGUUCAACCCAGGGACAGUGUGGAGUGCCCAGUUUAAAGACAAAGAAGUGACUCCUGCCAACCCUGGAGGAAUGCUUCUGUCGCUGAUGUCUCAGUCAAUGAGCUACAGGCCUGAACAGAGUAGGACCAUAAUGAACAACGACUUAGAGAAGUCCACAGACAUGCACAUUAGCAGAACCAGAGAAGAGGAGGUGCUUCUCUGCAAACCAAUGCAUCAGUCGAUAGACCAGGGCACUCGCUCUACCAGCACUCAAAGGGAUGAGUUUCUCUCCUCAGGCACAGGGAAGGCCUCCCACCCACGCUCCUCAAGCUCUGCCUCUCUAGCACAUAGACACACAGAUAUUGAAAGUGGAAGUAGCUCUUUGGACUGGUCGUCAAACUACAAAAUUCCAACUGUUGAUGACUCUAAAUUUUGUCCAUCAUCUGCUUCGUCUAACUGUGCAAGCAGUGGUGCCUCUGAAUUAGCUGCUAACAUCCUUCUGCAAUUUGGACUUGAAAAACAGGACUUGGACUAUCUCAUUUCCCUCCCCGAAGACCAGAUUACUCUUGAUAACCUGCCACUCAUCUUGCACCAAAUACACAUUCAGAAGGCCAAGAGUGCUACAACAGCAGUUCAGUCAGUACCCUACCCCGAACCCCAACCCAACAGAAGCGUGGGGACAGGGAUGUGCCGGGAGGAAACAGCUGUUCUCCAGCCGAGUAAAGUGAUUGACUAUGGACGAUCAACUUCUUCAAGGUCUCGUUUUCACUCCCCAUUGUAUGACCGUCCGACCUUCUCCCGCUAUCGGUCACAUUCAAGAAACCCUGAUAGACAAACGUCACAGAGGAUGAGAGAUGAGAAACAGUCCUCACCAAGGAGGAAUGACGACAGACAAGCAUUUCCAAGGAGUAGCCGUGAGAGACGAUCGCCACCAUGGAGGAACCAUGAGAGGCAAUCGCCUACAAUGGGUUCAUCCCCUCGACGAAAGAAGUCAAGCAGUAGUGAGAUGCUGAAUGCACCUGUUUUCAAACAGUCUGACCUGGAGGCCGGGGUUAAAGCUCUGGUUCCUACCUUAUGGGAUGAGCUACACAAGAUGAAUACCCCCUCAUCAUCAUCCUCAUCUUCCAAAGGUACUUGUAGCUCCCGUGGGACUGAGCCUGGUCCGAGUGCUUUGAGUUCUUCUAAUCCACACCUAGGAGCAGAACCCAUGGCGAUCAGCGAAAGUGACCGUAAAGGGACUCCCCAUUGCCCAGAUCAACGCGUUGAAGUCACAAAGAAAAUUGUCUUUCUGCAGUUCCUCGACUACGACAACAACAGGAUCCAACACCGGUGUUAUCCAGAUCACAAGAUAUGGUCCAGGAUUUGCUGGUGCAGAGAGGGAGAGAUUCCAGAGAGACGAGACGGAAAACUCCCUUCUGUGUCCGUGUGGAACUGGAACACGGGACCCGGUAUCCUCAGACAGUCACAACUCCUGUGCACCCAGUACCCACCAGAGCAUCACCGGAUGAAUCGACUGAGGUGUGCACUGCAGAUCUACCAACACCCAAGGGGAGCCUGGUGCCUGAUCGAUUGCAUCGACAGAAAUGAGGUACUAAUUCGGCAGUACGUUCUGACACCCAAUCCGGCCAUGUUCCAGAGUCAGUCAGAGAGCGUGGACUGUUGGAGAGAGGGGUUAUCGGACUUUCCAUCAAGACAGUAUCCUUUCUUUGCAAGAGAGGGUGUUGUGAGAAUGAGAAGUGUGAAGAAAGGGACACAGGUUCUGGUCCUUGGGGGGCCUUCAUAGAAACCAUUUGACUGCCUGACACAUAUAUACAAGCCACAUGGUAAAAUGAUGAUUUGCCUGUGCUUUAAGACUGAUUAUUGUUAACUGCUUAGCUCAUAUUAAAUAAGUACUAAAAUUAAGUUUUAAAGAUGUUUUAUUUGAAAAAUUGUUUUAUAUUUUACUAAGAAGUGUUUCUCUGCAGUGUCUUGUGCCCUGACCUUUGUUGGCCUCUAGAGACCUUUGGUUGUACAUGAUCAUGUCUUAGAUUAGAUGUUGAUUUCCAGUAAAGAGGAAGCUAAAGUACGCUCUAGCUGGAAACUAAAUACUCAAAAUAAAAUAAAAAAGGCAUCCUUUAAGACAUACGAGCAUAUAUCUCGUUCACAUGAGGGAAAGUGUGAAAAGAGGUGUGAAGAUAAGGGGAAGAUCAAGUUUUGCCUCUUAAGUUUAUUUAAUUUUUCAAGUAAAAAUUGUAUUUUUAGUAAACUUUAAGACUUGUCUUCUGUAAUGAUGCAUUCCCUGAUGACAUCAAAAUAACUGUUUUGAUCAGCAAAAGUGCACCAUUUGCUAAUGUGACCAACCAUUUCUCUCCUUUAUGAAGUCAGAAAGACUUGAAAUGAGUGUUGUCAUAAAUUGGUUUAAUGUUUA
Molecule: messenger RNA, 2934 nt
Organism: Micropterus dolomieu (smallmouth bass)
Lineage: Eukaryota; Metazoa; Chordata; Actinopteri; Centrarchiformes; Centrarchidae
Exons: 5
Coding region: 619-2310 (563 amino acids)
Source: RefSeq, a predicted model, not a curated record